This is a messenger RNA of Jatropha curcas, 2559 nucleotides long. RefSeq names its product phosphoenolpyruvate carboxykinase (ATP) 1. NCBI's taxonomy places the organism in Eukaryota, Viridiplantae, Streptophyta, Magnoliopsida, Malpighiales, Euphorbiaceae. The record is from RefSeq and is a predicted model, not a curated record. Gene Ontology annotation, biological process: gluconeogenesis. Gene Ontology annotation, molecular function: phosphoenolpyruvate carboxykinase (ATP) activity; ATP binding. Gene Ontology annotation, cellular component: cytosol.
CUCCAUUAUUGGAUUUCUGUUCCUUUCGAAUUCUAUUUCAAUUUAAUAAAAAUAAAAAUAUAAAAAACUAUGUUCAUGACCUCCUAACCAUGGUUAACUAAAACCCUGGUAAGGUUGCGUUUGCGGUGGUCUCUACUCUCUAGUGGAAGAGAAAGCCUUUAUAAAUGAGGCGAUGAAGCGCCCCAGUGUAUCACUGCCAUUUGCCCUGGCAAAGAAGCCUCCCUUUCUUAACGGUUUCCCUCUGUAUCGUAUGCAAAGGGAGAAACUUCCUUGUCUCAUCACUGUCAGAUCCUUAUCUUCAUUUUCUCUAAGCUUUUUCCAGAAUUUUCUCUCCUUCUUAUCCAAACAAACCUGAGAGAAAAUUGCGAUGGCGGAUACAGAGAAUGGAGAAUUCAGCUUUAAAAGCAAUGCAAGCGGACGCCAUGGCUUGCCUAAAAUCACGACACAGAAACCGGCGAACGACGUUUGUCACGACGAUAGUGGACCGACGGUGAAAGCACAAACAAUCGAUGAGCUUCAUUCUCUUCAAAGGAAGAAAUCGGCGCCUACGACGCCGAUCAAAGGUGCACAGGUUCCUUUCUCUCCUAGGUCAGAAGAGGAACGGCAGAAACAGCAACUCGAAUCCAUCAGUGCAUCGUUGGCAUCUCUGACGAGAGAAACAGGUCCUAAACUGGUGAAAGGGGACCCGGCGAGGAAAGAAGGGCAGACAGUGUCUCAUUCUCAUGUGGCACAUCCCUUCCUUUACACUCCUGCUAUCAGCGUCAGUGAUAGCUCUCUAAAAUUCACCCAUGUCCUCUACAAUCUCUCUCCAGCUGAGCUUUACGAGCAAGCAAUUAAGUACGAGAAAGGUUCAUUUAUAACAUCAACUGGUGCCUUGGCUACUCUUUCCGGGGCAAAAACAGGGAGGUCUCCAAGAGACAAACGUGUUGUCAAGGAUGAAACUACCAAAGAAGAACUUUGGUGGGGAAAGGGCUCACCCAAUAUUGAAAUGGAUGAGCACACUUUCUUAGUUAACAGGGAAAGAGCCGUUGAUUACUUGAACUCAUUGGAAAAGGUCUUUGUAAAUGAUCAGUUCCUGAAUUGGGACCCAGAGCACAGAAUUAAAGUUCGUAUUGUAUCUGCCAGGGCAUACCAUUCGUUGUUCAUGCACAACAUGUGUAUCCGACCCACUCCUGAAGAGCUGGAGGACUUUGGAACUCCGGACUUCACUAUAUACAAUGCGGGGCAGUUCCCAUGUAAUCGUUUCACCCACUACAUGACUUCCUCGACUAGCAUAGACCUCAAUCUUGCUAGGAGGGAAAUGGUUAUCCUUGGAACCCAGUAUGCUGGGGAAAUGAAGAAAGGUUUAUUCGGCGUAAUGCAUUAUCUCAUGCCUAAGCGUCAAAUUCUGUCCCUCCACUCUGGCUGCAAUAUGGGAAAAGAUGGGGAUGUUGCCCUCUUCUUUGGAUUAUCAGGUACUGGAAAGACUACUCUGUCUACUGAUCACAAUAGGUACAUAAUUGGGGACGAUGAACAUUGCUGGAGCGAAAAUGGUGUCUCAAACAUAGAGGGUGGUUGCUAUGCCAAGUGCAUCGAUCUUUCAAGAGAGAAAGAGCCUGAUAUCUGGAAUGCCAUCAAGUUUGGAACUGUGUUGGAGAAUGUAGUAUUCGAUGAGCAUACUCGAGAAGUAGAUUACUCAGACAAAUCUGUCACUGAAAACACACGGGCAGCAUACCCAAUAGAGUACAUUCCAAAUGCUAAGAUACCAUGUGUUGGUCCCCAUCCAAAAAAUGUAAUCCUUCUGGCAUGUGAUGCGUUUGGAGUUCUCCCACCUGUGAGCAAGCUGAGCUUGGCACAGACCAUGUAUCACUUCAUUAGUGGUUAUACUGCUCUGGUAGCAGGCACAGAGGAUGGAAUUAAGGAGCCACAAGCAACAUUUUCAGCUUGCUUUGGUGCAGCAUUUAUAACGCUGCAUCCUACAAAGUAUGCAGCCAUGUUAGCUGAAAAAAUGCAGAAGCAUGGGGCUACAGGUUGGCUUGUCAAUACCGGCUGGUCAGGUGGCAGCUAUGGCUCAGGAAGCCGUAUGAAGUUAGCAUACACUAGAAGAAUCAUCGAUGCCAUACAUUCUGGGAGACUCUUGAAAGCAAACUACAAAAAGACUGAAGUGUUUGGGCUUGAAAUCCCAACUGAGAUCGAGGGUGUGCCUUCAGAAAUCCUGGAUCCUGUUAACACUUGGAAAGACAAGAAAGCCUACCAGGAUACCCUGUUGAAGCUGGGUGGUCUGUUCAGGAAGAAUUUUGAAGUGUUCGCAAAUUAUAAGAUUGGAAAAGACAACAGUCUGACUGAGGAGAUUCUUGCAGCUGGUCCUAUUUUCUAAACAGAGUGCUUUCACAUUGAUGGAUCGAGUAGUGUGUAUAAAUAAGAAACUCUGAAUUCAUAAGCAGCUUAUAAUGUUAUUUGAAGUUAUAUAUACUAAGAUAGUUUUUAAAAUUUAGGUCUGAGCAGAUUGGUUUCGCUGUGUUGGGAUUAUAGUAUUUUAAAGAUUUUUCAAACGAGUGUGAUUCAUUCUUUCUUGUUUUA